AUGUACGCCACGGUGAAACGAUUGCGUCAGCAGCGUAUCGGACUGGUUCAUACGGAAGAGCAGUAUCGUUUCUGCUACUUGGCCACUUUGGAUUAUCUGACCUCGUUCGAUUUAUGCACCCAACCGACUCGACCGUCUGCUGCACAAAUGUCGACUUUCGGCUCCCCUUGCACCCAAUCCAAGUUUCAUCACAUCGCGCUGAACAAUACUUAG
Messenger RNA from Echinostoma caproni, 213 nucleotides. NCBI's taxonomy places the organism in Eukaryota, Metazoa, Platyhelminthes, Trematoda, Plagiorchiida, Echinostomatidae. The record is from the annotation of a GenBank genome assembly.